AUGGCUAACCAGCACCAAUACAUGCACCAACCGAACCCUUUGUAUCCGUCAGCCAUUCCGUCUUACAGAAAUGUCUCGAUGCCAAGACAAGAGACGCCAGUGGCAAGCACAUCUAGCAUUCAAAAUAGCGCACAUGCUACUGGCGCCUCGACCAGUGGUCCGUCCUCCAGCAAUAUCCCUCAGUCAUCGUUCCGUGCCCCUGCGCAUAAACAUGCCCAUCAUCUUCAUUCGAUUCCACCUAGGGAGAAAAGUACGCGAACAUUAAUCAUUGACCAUAUGCUAUGGGUUCAUGGGAGAACGCGUUUUGCCCAAGCAAGGGCCGAGUUGGGCAUGACGGAUCGGACGGGAGGGCCUACAUCCCCCAAUUACAUUCAUCGGAAACGACCUGAAUCAUACGAAGAAGAUGACGAAGAGGGGAGUGAGGGCGAAGAAGUGGUCGCUCUCAAAGCUCGUGCUGGAGGACCGGGACACCCUCACAAUGACGAUGAAGAUGAAAGGCUUGGACGUCAAGAUCUUGCUCUUGCCCGUAGCCUUCGACUGCGUGCGGAAGGGCUGGAAAAGGUGGUCAUCUCGAUGCUCGAUCAGCCGCCUCCGAUCCAUCCCAUCAACGACGAAGAUAUCCUUACACCCCCCACAUCCCCCAAACUGACCGCUUCGAAUGCGGCACAUCCCCAUCGACUCCCAAAUGGUGUGCGUCUGAGGUUGGCUCUGGGGACGAUCGUCAACGAUCUGUUUGCCAGGCAGGCACCUUCUCCCCCAUAUCGCCACACCCAUGCAACUAAUGUAACUACACCCAACACGGCUAAGUCAGCGGCUGCAUCCACCCCGCCGGAUCACUCGCCUCAGUCUUCCGUAGUACCUUCACCUUCGGAUUUGCCAAAUGCGUUAGCGACGCUUGCGCCUGUGUCAGGUGCCUUUGCGCCGGUUCGUCGAUCGUCGCCAAUCCGGCCCUCACAGAAUCAGCAGCAGCAGUAUCACAACUACUCCCCUGGACGCUCCAACUCAGGCCACCAAGGUUAUACUCAGACCAACUCACCGCGCAAUAUGCACAUGCAGUACCCAUCUAUACAGCACCAGCAGCAAAGCUCGCAACCUUUGGGGCCUCCGAUGCAAUCUACAAAUCGACCGCACGCUAGUCAACGUACACGAGCGCUAUACGCUGUAGGUGCGGAUCCCAGCACGGCCAACUCGCCACCGGCCUUCCGAUGCCCGCGCCACCUGCACACGGGCUGCGAGAUUUGUGUUGAGGCUAAAUCACCACCGCGACAGACGGGGAGCAGCAACUCUCGUGGCCGAGGGAGCUCGUUCGGGGGUGCCGGUGGCGGGGGUGUUGUGGCCCCAGGAGGUGGAGGGAUCACUGGUUGGGAGGAUGGUAGUGGUAUUGGGUCUGGUUUGCUUCGGCCGGGUGUACGCGGGAGCGCGCUGAGGAGGAAGGUCAGGGAAGACGGAAAGGGUUCGACGGGUGCGGGGAAUACGAAGCUGAGCAAGCUUAUCCCAAGGUUCAUAAGACUAUCUGCGCUUGUGGCCGCUGAGUUGGGGAGGGAGGCGCGCGGAGAGGAGGACACAAACGCGAGUGAGGAUGGAAAAGAGCGGGACGGUGUCGCGGGUCGGGGUGCUACUCCUUCUGCUUCAGGAAGCGCUUACAUGGGAACACCGAGGAGCGAGGCAGGGUGGACUAUCGGGGGUGGAAGAUACUCGCCACUACCACCUCCUGCGUCACCCUCGUUGGCGUCGAGGAACUCGCGUCAGCCUCAACAGGCACCUUCCGCGCAAACCCAAGCUCAAAACAGGAUGUAUGAGUUCGCCCUGCGCCCAUCGUCUGAGUGGUAUAUGCUCCUUGCAGGGCUGCUAACGCGAGCCGUGCUCGAAGGCUACUUGACCGCUGGCUGGACUGGACUUCAAGCUGUGCAAUGCCUGUUGUUGGUGGGACUUGGUAUCAACGAGCAUGCGGGGAAGGAGAACGUGGACCCUGCUGAGAUUGAUGAGGAUGAUGUCGAUGACGACGAGUUCUCGUCAUUGGACCCAGAUGAGCUUCCUAAUCUCGUGGACGCCAUCAAGAUUCUUUUCCCUAGCUUAAGGGAUCAGGAGAAUGAAUUCGCGGGGAUUAAGAGUAAGGGAGAAGAGGAGUAUGAAAUGGAGAUGCACGAGAGGUUGAAAAGGUUCUACGAUAUACCAGCCUCAACGCCUGACUGUGCUACCCAUAUGGAAGACCUGGCAUGGCAAUACCCAGCAGAACCUGUAGAGAGGGCAGCAGUACGAUUCUGUGAAGCCAUUGCAAAGUGGAGAGGAAAACCCGAGCUCGAGACCUACAAAAAGAAACCACAGCCUGCUCCCAUUGACGCAUUGAACACUUCUCCCGGAGGCACCGCUACGGCGAUGACCAUUGAAUCGCUCGUCCAUUCCAACCCAUCCAGUCCAAUGAUUGGCGAUAAUUCUAAUGCUGGAAAUGGAGAUCGCUCGAGGAGGAAGCGACUGAAGAAACCAUCGAUUGACGUGUACUUUAUUCAAUCAUCUCCUUCAUCAGCAGCAGGAUCAGCACCGCCCGUUACACCAAGGAGGGGAAGUUUCACAUGGAACCGCAGUGGCAGUAACUUGGGAAACAUGAACAUGAACAAUUCCAGCGGCACGAACAGUAAUAAUAAAAGAUACAGGGAUGACGAUGGUGGACGACCGGAGUCGGCGAAGAGGAUGUUCGUCUGA
This is a messenger RNA of Psilocybe cubensis, 2700 nucleotides long. RefSeq lists its product as uncharacterized. The record is from RefSeq and is a predicted model, not a curated record. The transcript has 5 exons. Bases 1 to 2700 code for a protein of 899 amino acids. Lineage: Eukaryota; Fungi; Basidiomycota; Agaricomycetes; Agaricales; Agrocybaceae.